This is a messenger RNA of Penaeus vannamei (Pacific white shrimp), 4608 nucleotides long. NCBI's taxonomy places the organism in Eukaryota, Metazoa, Arthropoda, Malacostraca, Decapoda, Penaeidae. The record is from RefSeq and is a predicted model, not a curated record.
CUUCAGCUCCCGGGCGUUCUGGACGAGGCCGACGAGAGCGGCGACAUGGCACUCGACCUGGCUCUGCUGGGGCGGCAGCACAGCAUCGCCGACACCCUCCUGAAGCACGGGGCCUCCGUCACCACGACCGACCCUACGGGCGCCUCCCUACUGCACAGGGCCGUCAGGAGGGGAGAUGAAUUCUCUGCUUCGUUCCUGAUGAACCACGGUUGCUCGGUGAACGUAGCAACCCCUGGAGAUGGCAGGACCCCGCUGCACACCUUGGUCAGCCAAAAUUACAUCGACCAGCAGACCCGGGAGGACAUGGUCAAGGUGGCUCAGACUAUGAUAGAGAAGGGCGCAGAUCCCAACAUACAGGACAAGGAUAUGAAGACCGUACUGCACCUGACUGUGGAGGGCGAGCGAGAGGAAAUCUUCCGUGCCCUGAUCGAGCACGACAAUCUGCGUCUGGAGCUGCGGGACAAAGCAGGGUACCCUGUGCUAUGGUACUCCUUGAAGACGGGCACAGAGUUCGGGGAGACCUCCUACGCAGCGCAGCUCAUCAAGAAGGGAGCCUCGCCAGAUGCGGUGAUUGGUUCGAGUGGGGAGUCCCUGCUACACCUGGUGGCACGAGAUGGCAUGGAAGAAGCUGGUUUGUUCCUCACAACCCAGGGUGCCAGUUGUAAUGUCGUGAAUGCCGAUGGUGAGACUCCACUCCAUGUCUCUUGCACCGUUGGUCUUCCUUCGCUCACAACUGCUUUACUACAGAUUGGAGCAAAUCCCAAUCUUCAGACCUAUUCCUCUUCACCGGCUGGCACUCCAAUUGAUGCCAAUGACCCAUUUGCGGAGGAAACCGAGGAGUCUCCCACUUCCAGCUUAACCUUCCGCGAAACUCCCUUGCACCGAGCCAUCAAGAAUAAGAAUGAAGAUGACAUUAGGGCGAUUUUAGAUCAUAAAGAAUACUGUGAAAGCAACAAAGUGGAUUCAAUAGUGAUGCCUGACUUGAACUUGCGUGACUCGGAUGAUCUGACUCCCCUUGGAGUGGCUCUGGGAACAGGCCAGAUCAAUGUGGCAAAGCAGCUGCUGGAAGCUGGGGCUGAUAUCAACACAACAGAUUCCCAGGGAUACGGCCUUCUCCACAUGGCCAUUCAAGUCAAGGAAGUACAAGUGGCCACCUUCCUAAUCAAUAAUGGUGCUGAUGUUAACCUGAGGACUCGUGACGGAGAGUCUCCACUGCAGCUCUGCAUCAGUGAGAGCCUAGGUGCCGUGGUUGGACUCCUGUGUGGCAAAGGAGCAGACCACAACUCCCAUCCCAACUCCCCCGAACCUCCUCUGUGGCAGGCUCUGGACUCAAAGCAAGAGGACAUUGCUUCCACACUAGUACAGUACCAUGUUGACACAGAUGGCUGGGCUGAAGGUCCAGAAGGAUGCCUACAAACUUUGCUACACAAGGCUAUAGAUGAGAACCGAGAAGACAUUGCUUGUUUCUUGGUGAGAAGUGGAUGUGAUGUCAAUGCGGUGAGGAAACCAGGGCCGGGUGGUGGUGGCGGUGAUGCAGCAACAGAUCAGAUGACGCCCCUUCACCUAUGUUGCUCUUGGGGGUUAGAAAAUACAGUGCAGACUCUGCUCGAGCAUGGAGCGAAAGUCAACGCAAGGGAUGCUGAAAAUAAGACUCCCUUGCAUCAUGCCAUUGAAAAUGGUCACAAUCCCAUUAUUUCCCUGUUGCUGUCCCAUCCUGCCUUGGAUCUUUCCCUACGAGACAAAUCUGGCAUCACUCCAUUCGCUGCUGCCAUGUCGAGAAAGAACAACAAGGCUGCCCAGGCUAUUCUGAGCCGGGAACCUAAGGCUGCGGAACAGUAUGAUCACAAGGGCCACAAUUUCUUGCACGUAGCCAUUCAGAAGAAGGACAUGGAGAGUGUACUCUUCCUCCUGAGUAUUCACGUUGACAUGCACACCAGGACACAAGACCAGUUGUCUCUCACACCCCUGCAUCUGGCUACACUCUCAGGGUCAGAGAUGAUUGUUAGAAAUCUUUUACUGGCUGGAGGUGGAGCAAUCAAUGAGUUAACACCGCAGAAGCAGACAGUUCUUCAUCUGGCAGCAGCAAAUGACCAUCCCCAUCUUGUCUCCAUCUUCUUAGAGAACGGAGUUCGUUUUGAUGCAGUAGAUGACAAUCACAACAAUGCACUUCAUGUUGCAGUCAAGGAAGGCCAUCUGUCUGUCGUAAGAGUGCUAUUAACUGAAUCAAGGAUCAACGCAGAGGCAGUGAAUCUCCGUGGUCAGAACCCGCUCCACGUCCUUGCCAAUUACCCAAAAGACAAUGCAGCAGCCAUAGCGGAGAUGUUCUUGGAGACGAUGCCGGAUUAUGACCUCAACAGGGUAGAUGUCGAGGGAAACUCGGCUCUAUUACUGGCUUACAUGCGAGGUGCGGGUCAGCUUUGCCGAGUAUUAGUACGGUCGGGAGCAUGCCUGGGCUCAACAAAUAAGCAUGGUGUUAACAUAUUCAAUUAUCAGGUGCCAACCAAAGCACUGCUGUUUAGACUCCUGGACGUGCUAUCAGCUGAGCCUCCAUGGAGUGAAGGAGAACUCUGCAUGGAAUGUGGGACCAAGUUUGGCCUGGCUACAAGGAAGCACCACUGCCGACACUGCGGCCGACUCCUCUGUAGCAGAUGCUCGGAUAAGGAUGUACCCAUCCUCAAAUUUUCGUUGAACAAGCCGGUUCGAGUCUGUCAGACCUGUUUUGAUGUACUUACUUUAGGACCAGCAGCUAUAUCAUAGUAAAUGUUUUAGAAUAACUAAAGAAGUCAAGUCCAUUCAUAGCAAGAAUAUUUUCUUUUUCUUUUUCUAUACAUUUGAUAACAAGUUUAUUACAAUUAACCUAAGACUAAUAAUGAUGGUGCCACUAUGUGAUUUAAGUGACAGAAGUGUAUCAUGUGAUCAAGUUAAACUUUUCACUUCAAGUCCAUGUUGUACUUCCUACUUAGGCAAAUACUCACUGCCAGAUAUAUAUUUGAGGAAAUCUUUACUUGGGAGUCAUAUAAUUUUCUUGCAAACACAUCUGGAUGAAUUUGGAAGAAGUGUUGCUCAAAAUUUUAAACGUGAUUAACAUUUUUUUAAGGAUAUUAAAAGGUACAUUGAAUUGUCAGCACAUCCAAAAAUAUUUAGCUUGGAGGAAAGUGAGUGAAAUAGUUCCCAAGUGAAGUGGUAUUUUAUGAUCUUGGUUAGAAAUAUGAUAAAGUUUUGUAACCUUUUUAAGAUAGCAAGAAUUUCAAUUGUAAAAUGGGAGGAAAAUUGUUUCUUAUGAUUUUUUCACCUCCAUAUCAGAGUAGUUUUAAGUUCCUGUACAGUGAUUUUAUGUAAUAUUUCCUGGUUUAUUUAAGGGUUAAAUGAAUAUUUAAAGAAAAAAAAAUCAUUUCAUUGUUUUUAUAUUUUAUUAUCAUUGUCAUUAUUAUAAUAAUUAUUAUUAUUGUUAUUUUAGAAUAUACACUCAGUUAUGCUCACAAAUAUGGCAUAUAGAAACAUAAUGGCAAACUUGCCACUCCCUCAUAAAGCUUUCUGUCUCACUCUAAUCACUAUUUUCUAAUAAUGUGACCUAAGUCUGGUUUGUAGCCCCCAAUAUUUGUGGGUAAGUCCACUAUGUAAAAUCACCAUACAAGCUGGGAUUGUGUUUUUUUACACCACAACAGUAAACUUGCCUUUGGCCUGCCGACCAGUCCCAUAGUAGGGUACAUCCUAGCCAGUCAGCAAAUAACAUCCACCAUUAUUGUUUAAAUUGCCAAGCAUUGCAAUGCAUGCAGCAGACAGCACUGUUUACUGACACUUGUCCCAAUUAAAAAAAAGCUGGAUCCUGCUAAAUUUUGUUAUGCCAACAAUACCUCAGCUGUUGAAAGUGGUGAAUUAUUGGUGAUAUGCAGUUUUUAUGGAAGAAAAACUAUAAAACUUUUACAUGUGUGUUGUGUGUGUGUAUAUAUAUAUAUAUAUAUAUAUAUAUAUAUAUAUAUAUAUAUAUAUAUAUAUAUAUAUAUAUAUAUAUAUAUAUAUAUAUAUAAAGAUACUGGUGAGUUUGACCUUGUGGUUCUAUAUGCUUCAAAUAUGUGCAGAGGUUUGUCCAUUAUGAAUUUUUAUACUCAGGUACACAGGCUAUUGGAAGGAGAAAGCAGUUGCAAUAUAUUUGUACAUUUCCAGACAGACAAAUCUUACUUACUCAGAUACAUCACACAGACACAGACAAAUACACUGGUAAGUUUAGCUCACUGAAGUCAGUUUUCCAUCCUUUUCAGAAUAAUUUGAGUUUAAAGAAACCAAACAUGCUCAACUGUUUUUAUAGACCCUGUGUGUACCUUAGCAUUUGGAAAUAAUUAUUUAACUUAAUGGAUAGAGUUGAAAGGAAUUAAGUGGGGAAGGAAACCAUACUGAUAUUGUAAAAUUCCAUAGCCAAAGAAUGGCUAUUUUGUGAGGCCAAUGUUAGACUAGUACCAAAAACUAGUAGGUAAGGUAUAUUGUAAAUGUUUACAUAUAUAUAUUCUUUAUAUAUGUCUAGGCUUUUUAUGGUUGGCAAGGUUGAAGGUCUAUUCCGUAAUUCCAAGAAAGAGAUAUUGUAUGGAGAAAUAAAAAAGACGGAAAACAUUA